Messenger RNA from Trematosphaeria pertusa, 351 nucleotides. RefSeq lists its product as uncharacterized. NCBI's taxonomy places the organism in Eukaryota, Fungi, Ascomycota, Dothideomycetes, Pleosporales, Trematosphaeriaceae. The coding region runs from base 1 to 351 and encodes 116 amino acids. Gene Ontology annotation, molecular function: metallopeptidase activity. The transcript has a single exon. The record is from RefSeq and is a predicted model, not a curated record.
AUGCCCGGCGAGAAGAAGAACGUGGAAGCGUAUUCCGCACCCGCGGAAAGCUGGAGCCGUAUAACCUUCUGCGAGAGGUUCUUCAAUCAUUUGCAACCCCUGGGCGACGUCACCAAUAAUAUCAAGAAACAGCGACCAGAGGUCCAGGACCACCUAGACCAGUGGAACAAUAGGGCGAGGACCUUCUUUCACGAGAUCACUCAUUUGAAUUAUUUUAUGAACGCUCCUAAAAAAAGUCCCUUCAUUGAUGACGCUCGCAUCACUUACAAGUCCGGGAGUUCUCCCGCGGAAGAGGGCGCAUACGGUCCCUACAAUGUCAAAGUCCUACGAAAUUUCCGAGGAGAUGCCUAG